AGAUUCAUUCAACAAUUCAGUCAGUUGUUGAUCCACAGCUAGGGUUGCUUCCAGCUAGACCAUAAAGCCAAUAUGCUAAAAUUUGUCUAAAGAACAAAAAAAGAACAAGAAAAAAGGAAAGAAGACAUAAGGGGCAAAAAAAAAAAGAAAACGUAAAUGAUGGCUGGAAAUUCUUUAGUCCAUGUAUCAACAAAUUCUACUGUGUUUCCUAUCAUAUCCGGUAGAAGAAAUGUGUUGGGGGAUCGUUUGUUGUGUGUAAGAACACCAAUGAGGCCUAAAAAUCAAACCUUUAGUGUCAAGGCAAUGUCUGCGAAUACGGGUCAUAGCCAAGAACAAGAGCAACAACCUGCAUCAUCUUCCGAGCAAAAAGGUCCGCUUUCUGUGAUUUUCGAUGUUCCAAGGAAUAUUUGGAGGCGAACAAUGCGGCCAUUGAGUGAUUUUGGGUUUGGAAGGAGGAGUAUCUGGGAAGGUGGGGUCGGGUUGUUUAUUGUUUCGGGUACAGUGUUGUUGGCACUCAGCUUGGUUUGGUUGAGAGGGUUUCAGUUGCGGUCUAGGUUCAGGAAGUAUUUGGCUGUGCUUCAGUUUGAGCAGGCUUGUGGCAUUUGCACUGGCACGCCUGUUAGAAUCAGAGGAGUGAAUAUUGGUAAUGUGAUUCGAGUCAAUCCCUCCUUGAGAAAUGUUGAAGCUGUUGUUGAGGUUGAAGAUGACAAGAUAAUAAUUCCUCGAAACUCGUUAGUUGAGGUGAACCAAUCUGGUCUUAUCAUGGAAACGAUGAUUGAUAUUACACCUCGAGAUCCAAUCCCAGUACCAUCUGUAGGGCCCCUGCAUCCGGAUUGUGCUAAAGAGGGUCUGAUAAUUUGCGACAGGCAAAAAAUAAAAGGAUACCAAGGGGUUAGUUUAGAUGCAUUAGUUGGAAUAUUCACACGUCUUGGCCGAGAGGCAGAAGAAAUUGGUUUGUCGAACACCUAUGCGCUGGCUGAGAGAGUUCUAUCUGUUGUUGAGGAGGCUCGGCCAUUGCUUACAAAGAUUAAUGCCAUGGCUGAGGAUGUCCAACCUUUGCUAGCUGAUGUUCGUGAUAGUGGCUUACUGAAGGAAGUUGAGAGUUUGACGAGAAGUUUGACACUAGCUUCUGAGGAUAUAAGGAGAGUACACUCCACGGUCAUGACUCCUGAGAACACUGAAUUGGUACGGAAGUCCAUAUAUACGCUGGUCUUCACCUUGAAGAAUAUUGAGAGCAUUAGCUCCGACAUUUUGGGAUUCACUGGUGAUGAACCUACUAGGCGCAACUUGAAAGUGCUUAUCAAAACGCUAAGCAGGUUAUUGUAAGGUUGGCAGAUGUUGAAUCAGAUAAAUGGCUUGCAAUAUUUGCCUAAGAGGUUCCAAGGGACCACGAAGCUUACUCUGUUUGGCAAUGAGAGACCCAUGGGGCUAUGUGUUACGUCGGGUUUAUGGCUUGUUUCUGCUAAUCCAGUCGCUAGUUUACAACUUUGAUCUGUAGGAUUUUUAGGUGUGAAGGCUUCCUUUUCAAAUUCCAUCUGUGUAAUGUCAUUGAAGAUUCUCUCAUUAGUAUGAGACUGAAAUUUGAUUCUUCUGUCACAUUGCUUUCAGUUUCCUAAUAUCAUUACUUGUCCAACCGAUAACACAUUUGUAUUAUUUUCAGUCUCAUGGAAAUUCCUAUAUAUGGUUUUUGAAAUUUA
Molecule: messenger RNA, 1697 nt
Organism: Nicotiana tabacum (common tobacco)
Lineage: Eukaryota; Viridiplantae; Streptophyta; Magnoliopsida; Solanales; Solanaceae
Product: protein TRIGALACTOSYLDIACYLGLYCEROL 2, chloroplastic
Cellular component (GO): chloroplast inner membrane
Molecular function (GO): lipid carrier activity; phospholipid binding
Source: RefSeq, a predicted model, not a curated record